GGGCGACAACUCAUUUGAUAUAGCCACUGGAUAGAGAAUAGAAAAAUUAGUUUCGGGGAUAAAUUCUAUGUGUACGAGGUCUUGGGAUCAAUAUCGGUAUAAUUUUUUCAAAUAUUAGCCACGGACAGGGCAGAUCAGAGCACUGGUUGUGUCCUACGACUAGUAUUCCUCAAUGGCCGAGCUAUUGUCACGCGAGAAGGAACUUUUCAAGAUGAAUCAGGAACUCAACUUGUUGACCCUGACCCCGACUGGGAUGUCAGAUGUCAUUUACCCGACGAAGGGACCGUCUGGACUCACCGCUGGUUUGGGCAGGACGCGUAAUGGCACCUUCCAUCGGCAGAAGGGGCCGAGUACGCUGCUGAAGAAGAAGGGCGCCCAGACAAAGCUAUUGCCAAAGGGAAUGGGAGCAGGAUCUGUCUCGCCGCCAGCCAGGAACUCGCCACCGCCACCUCCGCCCGCGUCCACUCUGCUGAACAGUUCGAAGACGCCGGACUGGAAGAAGGGAAAGUCCAUUCGCACUCCCUCGCCCACGACGGCCCGCUUCGAGAGCAAGUUCAGCACGUUCACGCGGGGCCAGGGCAGCAAGACGGCGACGAUCGUGAAGUACCGGAACCCCAACUUCAGCGAUAGCACCUCGCUGGACAUGAUGCUGCUCGACAACGUGAGCAUAAAGUCGGAUAAAAUCGAGAUGGAGGUCACCCAGAGACGGGAGAGCACCACUGUGGUCAAUGGCCAGGCCAAGAAGCAGCUUACCCAGGACAACUUCAUCAAAUUCCUGAAAGCAAAGGUAGCCAUACUCGAGGAGGAUCAUGCCCAGCAUGCCAGUGAACUUGGCCGCCAGAAGGAGAAGCUAGACCAGGCCCUGGAGGGGCUGCGCAAGUCAGAGAGUCAGCGGGAUCAGAGUCUGCACUCCAACAAGCACCUGGGGGAGCAGCUGCAGCGGGCCGAACAGCAGUACGAGGAGGCCAACCGUCGCCUGAAGGAGCGCCAACAGGAGUUCACCAGCCAGCAGCGCGAGCUGGAGCAGCUGAAGCGCGACAACAAGGUGCUGAAGCAGGGCAAUACAAAUCUGGAGAACCGUCUGACUCGCACCCAGGAGGAAGCCGAGUCCGCCCGCCAGGCCCUCAGCAAAAUGCGCGACGAGCAACGCGACGAAUUGGACUCGCACCGCAAUGAACUGAAGGAAAAGGAAAGCCGCAUCAAGGCUCUGAAACGGCAGCGAGGCGACCUACUGAAUGCCUACAAGAAGCAGCUGUACAUGAUCGACAAUCUGAAGCGGCAGACCAGCUGCAUGGAGCAGUCGGUGGCCAUUGGCUGCGGGGAGAAGGAGUUCAACAAGGUGCUGGAAUGGAACGCCAAGACGUAGUUUUUUGAUUUUAGCUAGAAUACAUUUAAGACUACACACCAAUGUAUAUAAAUGAAUAGCAAUUAAAUUUUAUGGUACAGGUC
Messenger RNA from Drosophila obscura, 1449 nucleotides. Its product is annotated as testis-expressed protein 9. The coding region runs from base 173 to 1366 and encodes 397 amino acids. Lineage: Eukaryota; Metazoa; Arthropoda; Insecta; Diptera; Drosophilidae. The record is from RefSeq and is a predicted model, not a curated record. The transcript has 2 exons.